UCCAGAUUGAUGUAUAAUAAUUUUUUUUUGCAGCGUUUAAGUUCUGAUGCAGCCCAAAUUUUUCAUGACACAGCUGGAUGGAAAUGCCUUGAAACAAGUAUGAAGUGUCUUCAGUUUAUGGUUGAUGGCUGUGGAGAGAAUUUUAAACCUUUUAUUACGAAUGAUUUCUUAGAGCUUCUUUUCCAAACUUUGUCACACACUAAUAGAUUUGUGAGAGAAACUGGAUACUAUGUUCUAGGCUCAUUAGUUAGCUGUGGAACAUCUUGUAAAGGAAGUGCUUACAACCCAUUUGCUGCUGAACAUUUUGGACAUCACAUAAGCAAACAACUUGGCAUUGGACUUAGCGAUAACUGGAGUCAAGUGAGGCUUGCAUCUUCAGAGUGUGCUCGUAAAUUUCUCCUCUCCUUUGAAUCUGAGGAGGAGAGAGAAGUCUUUUUCCCUGAACUAUUGCCAAAAAUGUGUUUGAACAGGUAUUACAUUGCUGAUGGGGUAAGAAUAUAUUCUCAAGAAAGCUGGCGCAGAAUUGUUAAGGAAAAUGGAAGAAUGUUCGUAAAGAAAUAUAUUGAUAGAUUUGUUCAGCAUUACAUUUCUCAGACGAAAGCUGAUAAUCAUGCUGUACGAGAAGCAGCUUGUGCAUGCAUAGCUGAGUUGGCUUCAAAGGUUGAUCAAGCAGCUACAAAGCCAUAUGUAUCUCAGUUGUUACAAACUCUUCUUGAUUGCUUUAGCGAUGACAGUUGGCCAGUGAGAGAUGCUGCUUGUCUGGCAUGUGGAAAUUUUGUUCUUUGCUUUGCUGCUGAGUCUAAGGGUGUUUUGGACAAAUUGUAUCCUUUGUUUUUUACAAAUCUUAAAGAUGGAAUACCAUCUGUUCGUCAGGGAGCCUCAGGAGCUCUAGCAAAUGUUGUUAAAGCAUAUGGUAUGGAUGCAUUUUUGACAAUAAAACCUCAAAUUAUUCAUGGGUUGAAGAAUGUUCAAAAUCAGCCUUCAGAAUCUGAAAAAUACGGUCAGUUAGAUAAAGGGCCAGCAACAUUUGGUGUUGUUAAACGCUUAAGAGAUAAUGAUAUGGAACUUCAUACAAAUCAACAAAUGUAUUCAUGUGGCUCCCUUGCUCCAAAAAUGGGUCGUGGAGGUGGAUGCAGUGAUCACAAAUUUCGAAAACCAUCAGAACCAUGGGAACUUGCUGAUGGUUGUGUUCAUUUGGUUGCUGAAUUAUCUCAAAUUGGUGAGCUUACUGCUCAGAUUUGUGAAAUGCUGCCACUCCUUCAUGAAGCAGUCAGUCAUAAACAUUAUACCCAUCAUGUGUGUUUGCUUGAAUCACUUUGCAAGCAGCUGCCAAACAUUUGCAAGGGUAUUGGUAAAAGAAAUUUCAAGCAAUAUUUAGAACUUUUCCUAGAUGACAUAUUUUAUAGCUUGACAUGUGAAAAUAUUCUGACAUCCAGUGCUGCAAGCCAGUGUCUAACAUUGCUUUCUAAUUUAUUAGGAGCAAAUAUUUUACGUGCUAGAGUUGAAAAUUUCAAUCUGAGAUUUUCAGAAUAUAACAGAUAUUUUGUUUUCUGCUAAUUUGGAAAAUGUAUAGAAGGACCGUAAAGUUUCUGGAACUGUCUGUAAAUGUUAUUUUUCCUUAAAUAAUUCUUGUGUGCUUUACACUUCUAUAUGAAAUGAAAGAAAAUUUCAAAUCUAAUUGACAGCAAGGAAAAAAAUAACAGGUCGCAUAUUAUUUUCAUUGGGAAGAAAAUGUUUCAGUGGAAAUCAAAUCUUAGUAGGAUGCUGUUCUAAGGAACACAUUAUCUUCAUUUUCUACUGGGAGUUUUGGAUAUUCAAAUUUAAGCAUGCCGAUUCUAUCACAAUUGUUGAAUCGUGCAGAAAAUCCAAAAAUAGUUAACAGCCCAGAAGUUGUGGAUAAAGGUCCAUGACAUGAUUUCAGCUGAUCGCUUAAGAAAAAUGUGCAAAACUAAAGAAGCUGUGGACAUCUCUUAUAGCUGAAGAGUUAAUAUUUUACAUGAAAAAAAACUUAUCUUAGAAAAAACUUUGUCCAAGAUGAAUUCAGUUUUUGCUCUAUCUUAAAUGCAUUCAGGCCUGAAUCUAAGUUGAAUGUUUAGAAAUUUUUAAGAGAAAUUCAUCAGGUUUUGAGAGACAUUUUUUUUUUUUUUUUUUUUUUUUUUUUUUUUUUUGUGUGUGACAUAUGACUCUAGUAGAUGGAUUCAGUAAUUGCCACUAGAAACAAAAUGCAGUCAAAGCAGUGGAUUAAAGAAUGUGAACAGUUCCAAAGGAGGCAGAAAUCUUUCAGUCUGUUGGAAAGGGGAGAUCAUUAGUUUUUUUUGGGGGGAUAGCAAAAAAAAAUUAUUUAUUAAUUGUGUCAAAAAGGAAAAAAAAAGUUAUGUUACUGGCAAAUAACUGAAAGUAACAAUUUAGAAGAUACAUUUAGAAAUAGUCAAGAAAAAAAAUGCUUUUACCACGACUCACAUGUUAAUUCAAAUGCAAUAACUCUACAAAAAUUGUCAGUUUUGUAAUUCCAGAUUCUUCUACAUUCACCAUAUGUACCUGAUUUGGCUCGUUCAGAUUUAUAUCUAAUCUUUAAUAAAAAAUUAAUUGAGACUAUUAAUGGAUAUUUGGGGCUGCAUGUUUAAAGUCUCUAUUGGGGGGGGGGAAAUCAUGGACAAAGCUCACUGAGUUUUGAGAAUGCUAUGAUAUGAAGCAAAAUAUUAGUUGAAUGAAAUUUAUUUUAUUUGUCAUUCCAGACAGUUUUUUAAUCUAUCCUCAUAAAUACAAAAUUUUAUGAUAAAGAAAUAUUGAAUGUUUUUGCCAUAAUAACAUCUUGCUAAAAGUUUUCAAACUUUUUUCCAGAUACCUGAAUUUAAUGGAAAAAAUUGCAGAGAUACACCCUUAAGUGCAGAAUGCUUCAAUGAGCAUAGAUUUAGUGAAUGUAUCUUUAUAUUUUCAAAUGGAGGUUACAUUGUGGAUUUUGCUGUACAUAGAAUUAAAGGUUUACUUUCUCUUUUAA
Molecule: messenger RNA, 2998 nt
Organism: Stegodyphus dumicola
Lineage: Eukaryota; Metazoa; Arthropoda; Arachnida; Araneae; Eresidae
Biological process (GO): protein import into nucleus
Source: RefSeq, a predicted model, not a curated record